GAGAAAAUGGUAUAAAUAAGGCAAAGUAUAGAAUGAAUCAUUAAAGCACGAUAUAUUAGACCAGGGCUCAUCUCUUCAUUCGGUCGCAGUACGGUAUUGGAGAAUAAAAUCUGUUCGACGCGCCACUUCCAUUUUUUUAGAAUUUGAAAUCAAUUUGUCAGUUUUUAUUUCCUCUGCUACUUCGAGAAUAAUCGCAAUGGACAUGGAAGGACAAGUUGGUGACAUGUUCUCAGAUGAGCAUCUUUAUCAGCUUUGGCAGAAGAAAGCUGAAAUCUAUUGCCAAGAAGCGGGAAAAUAUGAGGGAAAGUUCGAGAGAUUUCAUCAAGAUGUCGUCGUAUAUCUAAAUAGAAUUGGAAUUGGAAGGGAGCUCCUUGAUAGUCUGUCCAUCAUCCAUGUUACUGGGACUAAAGGAAAAGGUUCGACUUGUCAUUUUGUGGAGGAUAUUCUUACAACGUGUGGUUAUAAAACCGGGAUGUUGAGCUCUCCAGCUCUCCUGGAGGUACGGGAGCGCGUUCGUAUCGGCGGCAAGGUCCUCAGCAAACGGAAAUUUGCAGAAUACGGGCUAUGCAUCCUGAGUCAACUUGAGAAAACGGAAGAAACCAAUGACGAAGGUACAGUCUUCAAGCACCCAGCUUUCUUCCAGUACCUCACCGUAUUAUGCAUCCACGUCUUCCUCCAAGAAAAGGUUGAUGUUGGAAUCGUCGAGGUCUUCAUGGGAGGUGAAACGGAUUGCACCAAUAUAUUCAGGUCACCAUGUUGCGUUGGUAUCACGACCCUUGACCUGGAUCAUCUUGGAAGACUUGGGGACUCACUGGAGACUAUUGCUUGGCAUAAAUCAGGACUGGCUAGAAAAGGACGCCCUCUAUUCACAGUCUGUCAACAGCCGGGGCCACUUAGAGUAAUGGCUGAAAGAGCAGCUGAAUUUGGGGCAAUUUUGGAGAUCUGUCCACCGCUGACCGAGCACGACUUUGGUGGAUCUCCCGUCGAGGUCGGACCGGAGGGCGAUCACCAGCUCAUUAACGCCAGUAUUGCUAUACAGUUAGCCCGACAUUGGAUUGAAGAAGAAGACCCCGGUCGAUUUUCAUUCAAUGCUACUAAGCAGUCAAAGAUAUCCAUUGAGGAUAACGGAGGUGCAAUACUAGACAUACCUUUCGCAAGGCCUUUCAGCUUACCUGACCAGUUCAAGAAAGCUCUCAAGCGAUGCUCCUUAAGCGGUAGAUGCCAUAUCAUCCGAGGUAAUCAGAUCACUCUCUACUGCGAUGUAGCUCACACGGUCAAAAGCAUGGCUUCCUGUGCUAAAUGGUAUUUGUCUAAAGCUGACACUGAGAGGGAAGGGAUCAAUGGACGUGUAACCCGUGUCCUUAUGUUUUCCAUGAGGCCCAAACAACAUUCACCUGAGAUUCUUACUCAGCUUUUGGGAAUUGAUUUUGACGCAGCUCUGUUUUCUCCGAGUUGGACAAGAUUUGGCGAACUUGACGAAGCACAUACCACGCGCUUUUACAACCCGGCAUACCAACGCACGCCCAAAGAAGAGCUUCUCUUCUCUCACCAAACUCGAACGAUUUUUGAGAACGUUCGUGCAUCGAGAGCUCCGACCAAUCAGGAGACGCCUAUCAUCAAGGAAUUCCCGUCGACGUCAACGGCUCUUCAAUGGCUUGUGGGCGGCAUAGACGAUACCCCUUCGCGUCUGGAAUCGCUGGCGCCGAAGUCAGACGAUCAUUUCGAUGGCGGGAACCACAUCCAGGUGCUGGUGACUGGAUGUAUUCCUAUAGUUGGUAGCAUCAUCAAAAUAUUCCAACCUGAGGCUGUCCUUGAUUCUAAGAACGGAGUGUGACUGUGUUGGAUUUUUUUUUAUUUCCUCAAUCAGAGGUACUUUUUUUCUUCAAAUUCCUUUUUCAUUUUAACAAUUUCUUUCGAGACACAGUGCCUGUAGAGUUUCAAAACAAGUUACAUAUAAACAUGCAGUAAACAUCGAUUAUUUAAUCUAAAAUGAAAAAAAGAUGACAUUUCUAUAUCGGGUUAAAGCUGUUGGAUUUAAAGUGCCAGCAAUAUCUGCCGUUUUGAUACAGAAAUUGAAUAUGCGAUUAUUGUGUGUAGAGUAUUUGAUCCAUUAUGUUGAACUGCGUCUUGGUGGAGGUGAAUCAUAAUCAUAUUUAUCUUGGGAAUCUGAAGGUAUUAGAGUUCCGUGUUUCGCGCUUUUCACUCCUACAUUAUUGUACUUUGCAUUAUGUUGUAUUGAUCAUUUGCGUUAUUAUUUACAUUGAAUAUUGAAGCUGAAUAUUUCAUUGAUAAUUGAUGUUGUAUUGACUAUUGCUCAUGUAUCUUGCUGGAAAUUGGAUAAAAGAGAAUAAAAUGAAAUUAAAUUUAAACGAACUGGUAAAAUAAAAUCAAGACAAAUCAAAUCAACUUAAAUAAAAAUAGACAAGAAAAAACAUUACAGCAUAUUGACGUUUUAGUGCUGUAUUUGAAAUCCCCAGCAUGGUUUAAUUUCUCAAACUCUUACAUUUUCUUCCUAAAGAAAUAUUAUUCUUGUUUCUAAUUAGCAAGUUUGAAAUUAUAAAAUUUCUUUUGACAAUAAUCAUUAAAUAUAGAAUAAACGAACUUUGGUUGAUGCGCCAUUAUAUGUUUAUCAAUAUCAUUAAUAUGAAUACAUGUAGGUGUGUGUGUAUCUAAGUGCGAUUUUGUAAUUAGUUAAUUCUUGCGACCAGUCUUUUUACGUUUUAUACAUCAACUGGGGACGUCCCCGGUGACUCAUCUCAUUUCGAACUGUCUUAUAUAGUAAACGCAUGAUUUCUAUUAAAAAAAGAUCCCCAUCGGUCAAUUAAACUCACGUUGUGUGUGUAGGGGUAGGAAGCGUCCCCAGUU
This is a messenger RNA of Lytechinus variegatus (green sea urchin), 2865 nucleotides long. RefSeq names its product folylpolyglutamate synthase, mitochondrial-like. The coding region runs from base 197 to 1834 and encodes 545 amino acids. The transcript has 12 exons. Gene Ontology annotation, molecular function: ATP binding; tetrahydrofolylpolyglutamate synthase activity. The record is from RefSeq and is a predicted model, not a curated record. NCBI's taxonomy places the organism in Eukaryota, Metazoa, Echinodermata, Echinoidea, Temnopleuroida, Toxopneustidae. Gene Ontology annotation, biological process: tetrahydrofolylpolyglutamate biosynthetic process. Gene Ontology annotation, cellular component: mitochondrion; cytosol; cytoplasm.